AUGGAAUCGCCUCUCUGCUGCUGCUGCUUGGCCGUUGCACUUUUAGGCACAUCAGACCCGCCCAUCCGUUGUUGUGCUGGACGUCACACAUGCCGUCAACAACAGACUCCCACGCUGUCCUUCAUCUCCCGUGGCUCGUCGACCACGAGCACCCGCUGCCUGUGCACCCGUACCACCGCGGACGCGUGCUCGAGGGCGCAAAAUGCAGCAACAGCAGAGGAGAGGCGUAAAGGCGCUUACCGUCCUGCAGGUGGUCUCUGCGCCAACGAACCUUGUCCCGGAGCAGAGAUUCGCGGGGAGGAGGAGCAACGAUCGCCUGCGAGCCAACCAGGCCUCCCCUGCAACUCGAGCGCCCGCGGGUUUCGAGAACAAUCCUGUCCGCCCAGCACCACAACGUCGCCGCUGUCUCUCUCCGCCACGCUGCCAUCAUCACAACACGAUGUUGCGGUCGAAGAUGGCCAAGAGCGUGAGCUGGCUGAGCCCAGUUCUCACUGGCCGCGUCAUAUUCUCCGAUGGUUCAUGUAG
Molecule: messenger RNA, 525 nt
Organism: Zasmidium cellare ATCC 36951
Lineage: Eukaryota; Fungi; Ascomycota; Dothideomycetes; Mycosphaerellales; Mycosphaerellaceae
Exons: 1
Coding region: 1-525 (174 amino acids)
Source: RefSeq, a predicted model, not a curated record